Mytilus californianus (California mussel) is the source of this 3858-nucleotide messenger RNA. RefSeq lists its product as uncharacterized. Lineage: Eukaryota; Metazoa; Mollusca; Bivalvia; Mytilida; Mytilidae. The record is from RefSeq and is a predicted model, not a curated record. The transcript is spliced from 8 exons. The coding region runs from base 1009 to 2808 and encodes 599 amino acids.
UAGCAGGUGCACAUCUUCAAUUUGUGUGAUAUCUACCUACGAAAUUUCAGGGAAAUGGGUUGAAAACUGUAUGAGCUCUUGAUAACACAAAAUAGGGGGUUGGGUACCCACUUCUCCCAAACCACCCACCUGCUAUUUUUAUGCUAUACCUGGCCAACAAGAAUACACCUUACACACACUAAAUUAGUGGUACACUCGAGGUAUGGGUAUUCUUUCAUAAACAUUAAUAGGCUAUUUGAAAUGUAUAGUAUGUAAAAAUAUACCUAUGUAUCACCAAUAUAAUUUUAUAUCAGUACAUUUUAUAUCUAUAACCAAUGGAAAAAAUUCUCCUAUAAUUAGUUAAAUUCAAUUUUUAACAAUAACAUUUUCAUAUUUUAAAAAAAACUGUGAACAUGUGAAAAUUUCUUGUUUUCUAGAAUUAUGGAUUUUCAGUCAUUUUAAAUAAACGGUAUACACGGAAUAAAUUCAAUAUCAACUUCUACGAUCUAAGGAAAACAGUUAUUAAUCUAGUAGAUCAACACAAAAAUGAAAAUCUUUCCUCUACUGCUCACUCACCAGGGUAAGGCGCUAUAUAAAUCUUACAUAAACUAUAUAAGUUCUGAUCAAUUUACGAAACAGGCACUCCUAGUAGAGACGUCCUUCAUAUCUAUAUUUGUUGAAUAUCUUAUCUAGAAUUUUAUUUUGUUUAUUUUAUCAUUUUUUAUAUUUAAAAUUUACGAACAAUUGUUUAUAUCUUUCAAAUGAUCAGAAACUUUUUAUUUAUGUGAAGGACAUGUUUCCUAUAUAUCUCAAAGUUAAUAUAUUAUCUAGUACAUCUAUAUGUGUAUCAGAUUAACUUUAAAUUCAAUUGAAAUGAAUAUUUCCUUUAUACAUGUCAAAAAAAAUAAGUGUCUCUUAGGCACAGUUAACUUGUCAAACGUUUUUUUAUGUAUGAGUGUCUAUUUCUUCAUGUGUUUACCAAAACAUUUAAUUAAUAUGAAUGAAAUGAGAUGUUGGAUAUAAACUUAAAUGAGACAGCAACCAAACAAAACAAAAAAUGAAAAUAAAGUGUUAACAUUAGUGAUUGUAGAAGUUGCAGCGGAAAGAUGCAUUUCUUCACUGAAUGAAUAUGACUCAGAAACACAACUGUGCUGUGAUUUUGGAGUAAUAUCCAAAUUCAAUGAACAUGGACAGAAGUUAGAUUGCUGUAGCGGAAAAAGCUUUAUCGUUGAUACUGAGAUUUGUUGUAAAAAUGUUGUGUUCAAAAGGCUUGCAGAAGAUGGUAAUGAAUUAAGAUGUUGUGGAGCUUUCUCUUACAAAAAGUCAGAAAAAGUCUGCUGCAACAACACCUUGCAUAACAAAACAAAUGGUAUCAAUAGUUGCUGUGGUUCAUCACCUAUUGACCCCAAAGGAACAAUUUGCUGUAGUGAUGGCAAUGGUAAUAAAAGGUCACACAGCAUAGGAACUCAUAUGAAAUGUUGUGGGGUUGAAUAUUACGACAAAACAACACAUUAUUGUAAAAACAAAAAGAAAGGCAUUGUCUUACCCAAGUUUAAAUCCUUAUGUAACAACACUGAGUAUGACAAAAGGAAACAGAAAUGUUGCACUGGAACCUUAUAUAAUGUCAGUGAUAGUGAUGAGCAUUAUAAAUGUUGUGGCACAAAGUUGUAUAAUACAGUUGAUGAAAAAUGUUGUGAUGGAAGUUUUACCAUACCACAUGAUGCUGAGUGCUGUGAAAAAGGCCAUUACCAUUCAAGUAGUCAGAAGUGUUGCAAUGGGCUCCCUGUCAACAUUACAUCAUCAACAGAGGACUGUUGUGGGAAUGGAUUGUAUGACAGUCAAUACCAAUCAUGUUGUGGGAGUGUAAUAUACAACACAUCCUCUCACCAGUGUUGUAAACCUGGAGGUGACAUUAUUGUUAAAUCUUCUGAAUACAAAUGCUGUGGAAAAACCAAUUAUGACAGCAAUGUAGAUGUUUGCUGCACCAAACACAAUUUCAAUGGUGAAACAUUUAAAAUAAUUACAAAAUCUGUUGAAUAUCAUGACACAUGCUGUGUUCCUGCUCACCUUGAGAAAAGUCAGUCCUAUUCAAGUAUUACACAUAGAUGCCAGCUGGGUGGUAUUAUUAAUAAAACUGAUAUGUGUGGUAAUGACCAAUAUAAUGAGACCUCAGACCUAUGCUGUGGAGGAGUUCUGGAUAAGAUGGGGUUAGAUGAAGGAAGAGAUUGCUGUGGAAUAAAAAGUUAUAACAAGACUACAAAGAUCUGUUGUGAUAACACAAUUUACUUAAAAACAAACAAACAGAGCUGUCAUCAAAAUACUGCGGAGUUUAUAGAUGAGUUCCCUCCUACACUGCCUAGGCAUAUAGACUAUGGAAUAUGUUCUUACUGUAACUUACACAGCAUCGAGAAUGUCAUACUAUUUCUGGAGUCAGCUACUAAUCUAUGUAAACGAUUUGUUCUGAAGAUUGCUAAUAUAAACACAUCAAUGGCUGGUAACACAACGACAGUGGAUGGUAUCAUACUUAAAGAUUUGAUCUCUAAGAAAACUUUUAAAAAACGAAAGGUUCAAUUCCAAGUACCUUGCACAUGUCAACUGAACACAAGACCAAUUAUCCUUCUAACAGACCUAAAUGAUUAUAGCAAAAUUUUGAGAUUAGGUGACAGUAACCUUAUUAUUCCAUGGAGUAAAAGAGCAAGCAAUUACCUGCAGAAAAAGGCAACACAGUGUGUAAAUGACAAAAAUAAACUUGCUCUGGACACAGUGGCUGGGAUCAAAAUAUCUAUUGAAAUUACAAAUCAUGAACUGAAAAGAAAAGGGGUGUUAUAACAACAUCUCAAAUUAGGUCAAUGAGUUUUAAAAUUCUUAUUUCCUAUGAAAGUAUAAGUUUCUUUACACUUGGUUUCAAAUUACUCCAAGUAUUAGUUUACAAAUUUGCUUUCUGCUUAUAAUGAAAAUAAUUGUUACCUCAUGACCAUAAUAAUGGCAAAAUACUUUGCCAGUUUCCCAUUUAAAAUAUAACAAUAUAAGUUUUAAGUGAAGAAAUUGAUUGGAAACUGACAUCCCAAACAACUUGUUAUUAAUAGUCACAUUAUUUUUGUUUUAAAUCAAGCAAAUUUCACAAAACACCCUCUACUUUUGGAGAACCGGUCAUAAGAACUAGGUCAGAGAGGUGGAUAUUGGUAAAGCUAGUAUAAUUAUACUCAGGUUGUAGGAUUUUGAAGAUAGUUGAUAGUCAGUAUGAAAAAACCUAUGUGAAAUCUCUAAGACAAACAACAAUCAGUUUUUAAUUAAAUAUCAUUUUGUUUGUAAUAAUUUAAAUUAAUUUAUCGGUGUCAUCCGAGUGCUCCUAGACAGGAGGGAACUACGAAAUAGGAAAAAAGAAUGACAAAUGUUGAUAGGGCUUAUUGUUUUGUAUUAUGUUAAUAUACUGCCAUCAUAAAUAUCAUUACGUUUAUGUCCAUCUCAUAUGUGUGUUAGUCUUAUUUGACUGUAAAAAUGGCCUAUUUAUUAACUCCCCAUUUUACUAUGCAUUGCUGUAAAUAUUCAUGUUUAUUUAUGUAAUAUUAAAUUUUUAUAAAAAAGCGUUUAACAUAUUUGUUUUUUGGGUUCAUUAUUUUGUACAUAAAUUGCUCAUUGUUGAAGGCUGUAUGGUUGUUAAUUGCUGUGUCAUUUAGUUUCUUGUGGAGAGUUGUCUCAUUGGCAAUCAUACCACAUCUUCUUUUUAUAAUUUAGAUCCUUGAUUGUUGUGGAUAAAUUUCUAUAAAAGGCAAUGUCCCAUUGUAAAUAAUUGUUACCAUAAUACCAGUAAGUAUAAAUCAUAAUUGUCAUCAUCACAUUGUUUUCCUUUCACAAAGGACUGUAGACAUCUAUAACAUG